AUGAAUUUUUACCUAUUUGGUCGUUUUGGUUUAGUAAUUUUGUAUAUUACAUUAAUUAGAGAAAAAUUGGUAAAAGCACAAGAAAUCCACUUGCCGCCAGGGCAAGAAUGUCAAAUGACGCCUGUUAUUCACGUGCUUCAACAUGCUGGUUGUGUACCAAAACCAAUACCAUCUUAUGCUUGCAUCGGAAAAUGUACCAGCUAUGUGCAGGUGUCUGGUAGCAAAAUUUGGCAAAUGGAGCGAUCGUGCAAUUGUUGUCAAGAAUCAGGUGAAAGAGAAGCAACAGUUGUGUUAUUCUGCCCAAAGGCCAAAAGUGAAGAAAAGAGAUUUCGAAAGGUGACUACUAAGGCUCCUUUAGAGUGCAUGUGUCGUCCUUGCGGUACCGUAGAAGAAAGUGCCAUCAUACCGCAAGAAAUAGCUGGUUAUUCUGAUGAAAGCCUACAGAAUCACUUUAAGAAAGCUUAUUAA
This is a messenger RNA of Parnassius mnemosyne (clouded apollo), 468 nucleotides long. NCBI's taxonomy places the organism in Eukaryota, Metazoa, Arthropoda, Insecta, Lepidoptera, Papilionidae. The record is from the annotation of a GenBank genome assembly.